This is a messenger RNA of Pseudonaja textilis, 747 nucleotides long. NCBI's taxonomy places the organism in Eukaryota, Metazoa, Chordata, Lepidosauria, Squamata, Elapidae. The record is from RefSeq and is a predicted model, not a curated record.
GAAGCACCAUGAAGACCAUCCAGAUGGUCCAGGGCCUGUGUCUGAUGGCCGUCUUCGCUGGACCGUUGCAGGUGUGGUGUCUUGUCGAGAUCCCCCUCACCAUGUUCAGCAACUCUGUGGAUGACCAGUACAUAGGCUGCAGCCCCGACAAUCUGCUCAAGCCGGGAAAGCUUCCUGUGGAGAAAAAGUAUCCCCAAACCUGGGAAAAGGCAAAGCGCCACUGGGACAGCCUCGGCCAAUCCGUUGGCAGCUUCAAUCCAAUUUACGGCACCGCGAUCGUGGCCUACACCGUCGGAGAUGAGCUGUACCGCGAUUUCAACACCGCCACCCGAGAAGCUGGGAAAUCCCAAGACUCUUACGACCGCUAUGCCUUCAAGGACUUUCACUUCCUUCUUACCAAAGCUCUCCAGGCCAAAUCCAAGAAGUGCUGCUAUCAGGUCUUCCGCGGCAUACGAGACAUCCAUUUCACCGUCUCCAACAACGCGAUUGUCCGCUUCGGACAGUUUGCGUCCUCCUCCUUGAACAAGAUGGUGGCCCAAAAUUUCAGCAAGGACACCUUCUUCUCCAUCCUUACGUGUCACGGAGUGCGCAUUGAUGACUUUUCGUAUAAACCAUACGAAGAGGAAGUUCUCAUCCCGCCCUACGAGAAGUUCAUCGUGACCGGCUACAGUCAGAGUGAAAAGGGGGUCCACAUCACGCUGGAGUCCUCGGGCGUUUUCAGCCAUUGGAACUGUGAAGUCCGGAACA